AUGAGCGAUAGCCGACGAGAACUCCUGCUCAGCGCCGCGCUCGCUGCCUCCGUCGCGCUCCUGCUCGACCGCUGGCUCCGUCGCCGCGGGAGAGGCACCGGCAAGGAUGCGCUCGCCCGAGAACUGGCCCGCCUCGAGGCGCGUGCCGAGGCCGUCAGGGAGGCGCUCGCUGGCCUGGACGAGCCUCCGCAGCGAGAGGUGCGGAUCUGGAUGGACGGCGCGUUCGACAUGAUGCACUACGGCCACGCCAACGCGUUCCGCAAGGGCCGUGCCCUCGGCACGCACCUCAUCGUCGGCGUCAACGACGACGAGCGUGCAAGAGCAAAGGCCAGCACUGCAAAAGCGUGCAAGUUUGUGGACGAGGUGGUGCCCAAGGCGUGCAAGUUUGUGGACGAGGUGGUGCCCAAGGCGAUCGAGACCUACCGCAUCGACUACGUCGUCCACGGAGACGACCCGUGCAUCGUCGACGGCAGAGACGCGUCGACGCCCCGUGCUCGCCCCGGACAGGCGCGCGCGCUGGGCAAGUACCGCACCAUCCCGCGCACCGAGGGCGUCUCGACGACCGAGAUCGUGGGGCGAGGCCUAGCCGAGACUGUCGAGAGGCGGCGGAUGCUGCUCCUCACUCGGGACCACCACCGCGCCGCCGCACCUUCGCCGGUCGGGCCGGCGGCGGGCGGGCGGGCGAGGGAGGCUAGGACGGCGGGCGAGGGCGGCGAGGGCGACUUUCUGCUCGUUGGCGUCCACUCGGAUGCGGUGGUCAACCGGCACCGCGGCUGCAACUUCCCGCUGCUCAACCAGCAGGAGCGCGUGCUGUCGGUGCUGGCGUGCCGCCACACGGGCGACGUGGUCAUCGACUCCUCCCGUGGCCGCAUCCACGCCAACCACGACCGCAUCGCGACCAAGGUGGAGAAGAAGAUGGUGGCGGAGCAGCAGUACUACAAGGAGAGGUACCGGCUGUGA
This is a messenger RNA of Emiliania huxleyi CCMP1516, 960 nucleotides long. Its product is annotated as cytidylyltransferase. Gene Ontology annotation, cellular component: cytoplasm. The record is from RefSeq and is a predicted model, not a curated record. Gene Ontology annotation, biological process: phosphatidylethanolamine biosynthetic process. The transcript has 10 exons. Lineage: Eukaryota; Haptophyta; Isochrysidales; Noelaerhabdaceae. Bases 1 to 960 code for a protein of 319 amino acids. Gene Ontology annotation, molecular function: ethanolamine-phosphate cytidylyltransferase activity.